Messenger RNA from Venustampulla echinocandica, 684 nucleotides. RefSeq lists its product as uncharacterized. The record is from RefSeq and is a predicted model, not a curated record. The coding region runs from base 1 to 684 and encodes 227 amino acids. The transcript has a single exon. NCBI's taxonomy places the organism in Eukaryota, Fungi, Ascomycota, Leotiomycetes, Helotiales, Pleuroascaceae.
AUGUCCUCGACCACCACCACCACAACCACAUCCACCGCACCGAUGGCAUCGCACGCAUCACGAACCAGAACCAUGCCAUUAACAAUCUCGACCUCUGCUCCCGAUUAUUCGGGAGCGGUACCUGCGGACGGCGCACACAACCAAUCACCAACCCGUCAGCGCUCAGCACUGCCACCGCCCUACCCGCACCGCACCGCCAGCAACCCCACUUCCCCAGAUCCGCACCCUGACCGGUACCAAUAUCAGUCGCAGUAUGAAUAUGAAUACCAGUACGCCGACUCGCCCAGAUCCUCCACUUCGACUACCGCCUCCCCUAUCGCCACAAACACAACCUCAAACACAUCCACCAGCUACCAAAGCGUGACCGGCCACCGCCGCAACCCGUCCUCGCGGCGCUCCACCGAACCACCCCCCUCCGCACCCCCCUCCAAGAGUCUCCGCUUCCUCCCAAGCAGCAAGCAUGAGAGCGGGAAUUCCAGCCCACGGAGCCCAACGAGCCCGGGGACGCCACGGAGCUCAACGGCCAUGAACAGGAGACAUUCACACGAGCCACGGCGGAAUCUGCACACGGAGUGCGGACGACACAGCGACGCGUGGCUCUUCGGCGGGUUCUCAGUAAGCGGCGCCGUGAAGAAGAUGUGGAGCAAGGACCGAGAGAGGGGGGAUGGGAGAGGGGACGAGUAA